Molecule: messenger RNA, 3801 nt
Organism: Physeter macrocephalus (sperm whale)
Lineage: Eukaryota; Metazoa; Chordata; Mammalia; Artiodactyla; Physeteridae
Gene: PRRT3
Product: proline rich transmembrane protein 3
Exons: 3
Coding region: 34-2967 (977 amino acids)
Source: RefSeq, a predicted model, not a curated record
UGAGGGCUCCAGGCCCAGGCAUCAGAGUGGACCAUGGCUCCCAGCCCCUGGGGCUGUGUGUAUGGCCUCCUGCUGCUGUUGCUGCUUCUGUCCCUGGGGGCUGGCUCUGCCCUAGGCCGGGACCUUCCCAGGCCACUUGAGGACUUGGAACCACACUUGAUCCCAGGAGCCCACCCCAAGGGCCCUGUUGGCACAGAGCCCCAGGCCUUUGACUUCUUCUGGGAGAAGCCCAGAGACGAGAGCCCCUGGAACUCCAAUGUCCCCCAGGUCCCUGCUGAGGAGGUGCCUGAGAGGCCCACAGACUCCCUUGGCCCAGCCCUGCAUGGACCUAAAGCAGCCCAUGGGGUGCAGAGAGAAGGACUCCCAGUAACUGAUGACCUCCAGGUGGCUCGAGGGCCAGUUUUUCAGGGCUGGACAGGACCUCCUGAAUCACAGGAGUCUAUGGAGCAAGAAGCACCAGCCCCCUAUCCAGUGGGCACCCCCCAUCUCACUUUCAUCCUCACAACUCCCAGACUCCAACUCGGGCUAGCCACGGUUCCUCCCACCCCAGGGCAGCCUGGGAGCCAAGUGGGACAGCGACUACCUAGAGAGGAGGGUCUUGUGGCCAAAGCCAAGAUCGGGGUCUCAGAGACAUCCCCCUGGGACCACAGGGGCCCUCCCCACACUCUUGCAGCACACCCAGGCACUAUCAUGAGGCCAGGGCUGAAAGAACAGGGUGGGAGUGAGAAGGACUUCCAGGAGGCAGCUCAAGGCCCCCUCUUCGCUCGGCAGGAUCCAGCAGCCCCUGAUGUUGGCGCAGUAUCACCAGCUGAGGCGGCAUCCUCUCAGGAGCCUGGGUCCCAGCCAGACCUGGCAUUGGCCAGAAGCCUUGCUCCUGCUGAGGAGCUGCCCAUGGAGCUCCCCAAGAAGGCUGGAGGUGGGGAGACCUGGGAAGUCAGUAUUCCAAGUCCCUCACCCAAAGAGACUGACCUCCCUGAUGUUAGGGGCUCAUCAGGACCCCAGCCCUCAGGUCCCCCAGCCUCAGAGACUCCUAAUGGGCAGCCCAAGCCAGAGACAGCAGCAAUGAAUGGAGCAGACCCCAUCUCCCCCCAGCGGGUGAGAGGAGCAGUGGAGGCCCCAGGUACCCCCAAGUCCCUCAUCCCCGGCCCUUCGGACCCUGGCCCAACUACAAACGGAACAGAGAGCCCUGUGGGAGCCCUGCAGCCAGAUGAAGGCGAGGAGUGGCCGGGGCGCCCCCAAAGCCAUCCCCCAGCUCCCCCUGUCCAGGCCCCCUCGACGUCACGCCGGGGCCUCAUUCGGGUCACCACGCAGCGUGCCCUGGGCCAGCCACCCCCGCCGGAGCCCUCCGCCAGCUCCGUGGCAUCAGUCCCGGCCUCCAGCCCCCCGGCCAACGCCACCUCACCCCCGCUGCGCUGGGGUCCCCUGCGGCGGGUGCUGAGCUUUUCCUGGGAGCUGCACGUCUACGGGGUCGGGGUGCUCUUCCUGCUGCCUGCGUUGUUGGCACUGGCCUCGCUGGCAGCCGCCCCUGCGGGGCCCCGGUUGGCACUGGUGGCGGCGGUGCUGGUGCUGGUGGGGUCUGGGCUGCGGUCCGCCUACAUGCUCACCGACCCCUAUGGCUCGCAGGCACGACUGGGUUUACGCGCCGGCCUGGUGCUCUACAAUCUGCCCUUUCCCUUGCUACUCACCGCGCUGGCGGCCCUGACCCUGCUCGGCCUGGGCGCGGGGUUGCCACAGCAGCUGCAGAACCCGCUCCUCCUGGGAGCGCUGGCGUUGGCGCACGGCUUGGGGCUGCUCGCCACAGACCUGCUGUCGGCGAGGCCUGCUCUCAACCUCCUGGCUCAGGGCUUAUCGUGCGCCUGGGGCGCGUCCGUGGCUCUGGGCACGCUCUGCCUGUGCCGUCGCCGCCUGCUGGACGGGCCGAGGGGCUGGGAUGCCAGCCCGGGCCCGAGGCUGCUAGCCGUGGCGGGCGCGCUGGGGCUGCUGGCCAGUGGCUUGCAGCUGGCGGCCGCGCUCUGGCUGUAUCCGGGCCCCGGCCGGGUGGGCCACUUCUCGUGGGCCUGGUGGGGCGUCCACUUCUGGCUGCGCCUGCUGGAGCUGACGUGGGCGCUCACCCUGGCGCUGGCCGCUCUGGCCGCCGCGCGGCCCAGGCCGCCCACAGAGCACGCCUGCUGGGCUAAGCUGCUGCGCCUGGCAUGCCCUACGCCCUCCGGCAAGAGCGAGGUGCCCGAGAGGCCCAACAACUGCUACGCGGGGCCCAGCGGCGUCGGCGCAGGUACCCUGGACAUUAGCAAGAGCCUCAUCCGCAACCCGGCGGAGGGUGGGCCUCCGGUCACGCCCAGUUCAGGCGCCUGGGGUUCGGCUGCGUCGCUGGGCCGCGGUCCCCUGGGUGGCCCAGGACUGUCCCGCAGCAGCAUGGGGCCGGCGCCAUCGAUGAGCGAGCUGGACCUGCGGCCGCCAUCACCCAUCAACCUGAGCCGCAGCAUCGACGCCGCGCUCUUCCGAGAGCACUUGGUGCGAGACAGCAUCUUCCGGCGCUGCGGCCUCCGUGGCCUGGCCUCCCCGCCGCCCGGGGGCGCGCUGCGGCCGCGCCGGGGCAGCCACCCCGACGCCGAGCUAGACGGCGCAGGUUCUUCGCUCCUCCGCGGCCGCAGCCGGUCGCUCAGCGACGUGCGCGUGCGCGGCCCGGUCCCACCACAUGUACUGGACGAGCUUGACGGGGCAGCUUCCGGCGGCUCCGUGGACAGCUUCUCACGGGGCUCCCUCAAGAUCAGCUGGAACCCCUGGCGCCACGGGCUGUCGUCGAUGGACAGUCUGCCCCUGGAGGAGCUGCCCAGCACUGUGCAGCUACUGUCUGCCCCAGCUCCUGCCCCGGGUCCCGCCCGGCCCGGGGAGCCCCAGAAUGGGAUCCAGCCUCGCUGCAAGUCCGGGGACUCCCGCAGCGCCUCCAGUGACACCAUCGAGCUCUGAGGGGGUCCAGAAACUCAGGACCAGGGCCCCGCCCUCGAUGGCCGUACCGCGGCAUGACCUUCUGGGAUGCUGAGCAUUUGGAAAAACAUUCCGGGAGUAUUCCUGGGCCCCAACUGAUUGCAGCCUCCGGAGACAGCCCGACACGAACCCACACCCACCCCCAGAUUUUUGUUUUUUAAAAUAUCUCUAUUUUUCAGCGGGUAUUUUGCACAGAGGCCAUGACUUAUGCGGAAUACAGGGUGGACAUGCACGUUAUUUGGGAAUGGGGAACAGGGUCCAGGUGCCCUAACAUCCCAUCCAGACUCUCCAGUGUGAAGAUGAGGCUCGACUGUCCAGACUGUCCUCUUUGUGCCAAAGAAAUAAACCCUUAGGACUUGGCUCAAGCCUCCCUCCGGCCAUGCCAGGAUCCUGUUUAGAGGAGAUGCCCACCCCCAGUGAUUCCAAGUCCUGUGUUUACUGCGGAGGGGAGGACUUCCAAAGGAAAGGGCCCUCAACCCUUGGAGGCUCUAGAAAUAAUGGCUAUCAAUAUUUCAUGGAACAUCUAUCUGCUGUACACUGUCUUCAGCUUUUCACAUCCAUCACCUUAAUUCUCACAUUAAGCCUGAGUGGGAAGCAUUAUCAUGCCCAUUUUAUAGACGAGAAGAGUGAAGUUCAGAGAUGAAAGUCAUUUGUCAGGGCCCUUUGGCAAAUGAUAGCUGGUACUGAACUGAGAAAGUUCCACUCCUGAGCCUGGUUCCUCCAUCUCCCUUCUCUUAACACUCACUACUUCAGGGCCGACCCUCUCCUUUGUCCUCCUUCUACUGCUCCUCCAUCAGGAUAGCCCUCAGUUUCCCA